This is a messenger RNA of Seriola aureovittata, 2383 nucleotides long. RefSeq names its product hepatocyte nuclear factor 4, gamma (gene hnf4g). Gene Ontology annotation, biological process: cell differentiation; regulation of transcription by RNA polymerase II; anatomical structure development. Bases 1 to 1326 code for a protein of 441 amino acids. NCBI's taxonomy places the organism in Eukaryota, Metazoa, Chordata, Actinopteri, Carangiformes, Carangidae. Gene Ontology annotation, molecular function: nuclear steroid receptor activity; RNA polymerase II cis-regulatory region sequence-specific DNA binding; nuclear receptor activity. Gene Ontology annotation, cellular component: nucleus. The transcript has 11 exons. The record is from RefSeq and is a predicted model, not a curated record.
AUGGAAGUAGCCAACUACUGUGAAGGCCUGGAUCCCUCAUACAGCACACUGGGCUUUGAGAAUGCAGAAGUACUCUGUGGAGGAGGAGACAGCAUGCCAACAGAGCCGAGCCUGCCCGGUCCAGACGGGGUCAGCAGUAACUGUGCAAUCUGUGGCGACAAAGCCACAGGGAAACAUUAUGGAGCCUCCAGUUGUGAUGGCUGUAAAGGUUUCUUCAGACGCUCCAUACGCAAGAGCCACGUCUAUACUUGCAGGUUCAGCAGGCAGUGCAUUGUGGAUAAAGAUAAGAGAAACCAGUGUCGUUUCUGCAGACUCAACAAGUGCUUCAGAGCUGGCAUGAAAAAAGAAGCUGUACAGAAUGAAAGAGAUCGGAUCAGCUCCCGCAGAAGCAUCCCAGACUCCCAAGACCUACCAACCAUUACUAUUCUGGCCCAAGCAGAAUCACUGUCCCAGCAGAUCACUGCUCCGGUUGUAAUAGAAGAUAUAUCAGAGCAGAAGUCGGCCACCGUCGGGGAUAUAUGUGAUUCCAUGAGACAGCAGUUAUUGGUGUUGGUGGAAUGGGCCAAAUAUAUUCCUACCUUUGGAGAACUGCCACUGGAUGACCAGGUGAGCUUGCUCAGGGCUCAUGCAGGUGAACACCUCUUGCUCGGGGUUGCCAAAAGGUCAAUGCCAUUCAAGGACUUCCUGCUUUUAGGUAACGGCUGUGUUAUACACAGAAACACUGCUGAACCAGAGAUAUGUAGGGUGGCCAGUCGGGUGUUGGAUGAGCUGGUCCAGCCUUUUCAGAAUAUUCAAAUAGAUGAGAAUGAGUAUGCAGCACUCAAGGCCAUUGUCUUCUUUGACCCAGAUGCAAAGUCUUUGCGGGACCCUUCAAAGAUCAAGGCCAUGCGUCUGCAGGUUCAGAUGAGUCUGGAAGACUACAUUAAUGACCGUCAGUAUGACUCCAGGGGUCGUUUUGGAGAGCUGCUGCUCCUGUUACCCACCCUGCAGAGUAUCACCUGGCAGAUGAUCGAACACCUCCAGUUCAUUAAGCUCUGCGGCCUGGCCAAGAUAGACAACCUGCUGCAUGAGAUGCUGCUGGGAGGCUUAACAUCAGAGCCCACACACCUGCACCACCCAGCACACACCCAGCUGGCCCAGGACCCUAUGACUGGACACACACUGGUCAUCGGCACCAUGCCUAUCACUCACACUCCACAGAUAGCCUCUCCAGACACUCCCAUCCCAUCGCCCCCACAGGGUCCUGCCCCAGAGAUGUAUAAACACUUUCCCCAGCCACUUUGUCCUCCAGCCAGCCCCUCGCCUUCCUCACAGACAGAACCCUGACUUUCCCUGUACUCCGUCAAAGAAGCUGACAUGGGAUCAGCUUCCUUGCCCUCUAUUCAUCAUCUCAGUCAUUUAUAAAACUUAUGAAAGCAAUCUCUGUUCAGUGUCUGAGCUUGGACCUUACCCCGGGUCUUCUUGCUGUGACUCCUGGUAGAGAUGCAUCAAUAACAAAGGUAUGAUUAAAGCUGCCAUGUGCAGCACUUUCCAACUUCAAUAUGUCAGCUUUAAAUCAAGUGAUCUAAUGGAACACCACAAAAGAGUUUAACAAACAAUGCAUGCACAUGCAUUUUUUUCACCCUAAACUAAGUGUUGGUUUUGAAUUCAGUUUUCACUCACCCAGUUUUAAAACAAUAAGAUACAAUGCAUGCAAGUGUACAUGAUGGCAGUUAAAAUUAAAAUUGUACGUUUUAUUGAAUAGUGUCUCGCUUGAUUAGACACAGAUACCAUUAGUCUUUUUGGUGCUUCAAGUACAGUUUAUCACCUGUGCAUAUCAAAUGGCGAGUUUUGAUAACGUGUAAAUGUACAAAAUACCAUCUAAUCAUAAUUUCCAGGGGAAACAGCAAUGAGAAAACAAAUUACAGUUGGCCAUCACAUAAAAAUUGAAUACGCUUGAUUUUUUACUUAAAAACUCAUUAUGGAUCUUACAGAGGUAAUACACUUUUUUUUUUUUACACAUCUUUGUUGAAAGAAAUAUAUUCUGUUUUUUGUAUUUAAUACUGAGCCAUGAAUACAUAUAACUUAUACAGUGGCACAUAUAUAUUCUUAAUAUACAUGCGUUCAGCAGCUGAAACACAACAUAAAGGGUAUAGUAGUUUAUGGGCAAGGUCAACAUAAUAAGAACAGAAAUGUAAUCUAGAAAUAACCUAUAAAGACCUCUUGUUUGUGGAUAAAUUAUAAUAUUUUAAUAACUUGCUGUAUAUAGUAAAAAAUGAUUGCAAAUAUUUGGAUAAUGUUUUGCUUUAUUCAAUUUCUUGAAUUAUCUGUGUUUUUUUUAUUUGGGUUUGUGUUGACAUGUGUGUACAUUUCCUCAUUUAUAAAUUGAUUAAAUUGUGAUUUU